Molecule: messenger RNA, 1304 nt
Organism: Vicia villosa (hairy vetch)
Lineage: Eukaryota; Viridiplantae; Streptophyta; Magnoliopsida; Fabales; Fabaceae
Product: GDSL esterase/lipase At5g03610-like
Exons: 4
Coding region: 12-1049 (345 amino acids)
Molecular function (GO): hydrolase activity, acting on ester bonds
Source: RefSeq, a predicted model, not a curated record
AUUUUUCAUCAAUGGCAAAACAAACUUCACCAAUCAUCACACUUCUCUCUUUGCUUAUUCUCCUCUUCAUGAUAUCAAUAACCACAGAAGGGACUAAAAAGUCGUCAUAUGGGGUACACAAUGUGAAUGACUACCACUAUAGAAAAUUGUUUGUAUUUGGAGACUCCUAUGCUGACACAGGAAACUUUUUAAACUCGCCAUCUUAUAAACCUCCGUACGGAAUCACAUUUCCUCAUCAACCAUCUGGAAGAUUCUCCGAUGGUCGUGUUCUCACCGAUUAUAUUGCUUCCACUCUGAAUAUAAAAUCUCCUGCACCAUAUUCAUUGAGAAAUUCAUCUGAUCUUCAAUUCGGUAUAAACUUUGCCUACGGAGGAACCGGUGUUUUUAAUACAUUUCUUAAAGGACCGAACAUGACUACCCAAAUCGACACAUUUGAAGAGUUAAUCAAACAAAAGAUAUAUACUAAAUCCGACAUUGAUUCCUCAGUUGCCCUUGUCAGUUUUGCUGGUAACGACUAUUAUCCAUAUUUGUUUAAAGAUGGGAUAAACAUCAAGGAAAUAUUAGUAUUCGGUGCUUCACUCAUAAAACAGUUGUCAAUAAAUCUUAAACGCAUCCAUAGUCUCGGAAUAAAUAAAAUAGCAAUUGGAUUAUUAGAGCCUGUUGGGUGUUUGCCGGUAAUAACUAAAACAUAUGAUAAGUGCCAUGCCGUUAUUAACUUGCUCGUCAUGAAGCACAACGAAGUGUUACUCCAAGCUGUGCAAGAUCUGAACAAAGAAAAUGAAUCAGUUUUUGUGACACUAGACCUCUACAAAUCUUUUCUCUCCGUAAUUGAAACAAUGCAGAAAAACUCAACCGUGGGGAAUGUGUUGCGACUGUGUUGUGUUCCAGAGAGUUCAAUUUAUCGGUGCGGAAGUGUAGAUGAGAGAGGACAAAAGAAGUAUAGUUUAUGUGAUAAUCCGGAGCUUUCAUUCUUUUGGGACGAUAUUCAUCCUACUCAAAAUGGCUGGGAUGCAGUUUACAAGAUGGUGCAAGCUUCUCUGUCCCUAUAAUUUGGAGAGAAAAGCCAUUUAUAAAUAUUGUCCUUGACUUUCAAAAACACCAAUUACAUGGUGCCUGAGUUAUUAAGUAAAGAAUAAGGCUAGCUAAUGCCAUUAAGAUAAAUAAAUCCUUUCAUGAAAAAAAAAAAAAUAAGUUCAUUUCAUGAUCAAUAUUUGAAUUUGAUGUUUUCACAUUCUUCUUCUUAAUUACUAGUAUAUUCUAAUUCAAUCCAAUUAUAUUACAUAGUAAAAUUGGAUUCUCUUCAA